This is a messenger RNA of Ogataea polymorpha, 562 nucleotides long. RefSeq lists its product as uncharacterized. The transcript has a single exon. Gene Ontology annotation, molecular function: deaminase activity. The record is from RefSeq and is a predicted model, not a curated record. Lineage: Eukaryota; Fungi; Ascomycota; Pichiomycetes; Pichiales; Pichiaceae. Bases 24 to 395 code for a protein of 123 amino acids. Gene Ontology annotation, cellular component: cytosol.
GCGGAAAAAGUUUCUCAUCCAAAAUGCAAAAAGUUACAUGGGAAGAAGUUGGAGCUGCUCCAAACGCUAUUCUGUCGCCAGCUUACAAGAGCAAUGGCCAUGUGUUCACCUCUGGAAGCGUUGGCUUCGCUCCAGACGGCACCGUUCCUGAGGACGUUACGGUGCAGACCAAGUACGCCAUUGAGGCCCUGGAGAAGGUGCUCAAGACUUCUGGCUCGUCGCUCGACAAGGUGCUGAAGGUGCUGCUGUUUAUUGCCGACCCGAUUGAUGCUCCAGCGGUCAAUGCCGUCUACAAGGAGUACUUCAAGCACCAGCCAGCCAGAUCGUGUGUUGUUGUCAAAUUCCCAGACGCCAGGCUCAAGGUUGAGCUGGAAUGUGUUGCUGUGUACGAGUAAGUAUAAUAGCCAGCUUCGGAGUGCCUAGACGGGUUCUUCUUUUGGACGAAAUAGUAGCAAACUUAUCGAUCUAUCGGAUUUCCCAAUUAGGAAAUAUGCGCGCUUGAUUGAUUCGAAAAACUGGAAAACCCGUCCGAAACGCAUACUAAAAUACAGCUAGAUACGGC